AUGCCGGAGCAAACUCUAUCUAAGAAGUUAUUGGCUGGAGAUGGGUUGUAUCUUUCCUUGAAGUUGUGGAGUCCCUUCCAUAACUUGAAAAACAGAAAAUUCAACGUUUUUAUUGAUAAUCCCUAUGGAGAUGGGAACAUUAGGUUGUUGUAUUCGGCUGCUUGCUUGUGUGAACCAAGUAGUGUAAUAAGUACGAGAAAUAGCAGUCUUGGUGGUAGUGGAAAUUUGAGUGAUAUGCACAUUGACCCCUUGACAAGAAUUGUCACAUUUCAAACUUCUAUUACACCGAAAGAGGUGACACAAUCUGAUGAUGGUAAAUCACUUUUUAUUAAAGUGGGAAACUAUGGAAAGAAUCCAGGAAGAACACAAAUCAAGUUCGUAGCCCUGGUAUUCGAGAUCCAGUAUCAGAACCAAUACUAUCAGGCUUACAUCACUAUGAAAACUCAAAGAGGAAGUGGCGUUGGAGAAAGAGGUUGCACAACCAAAGAAUCAUGUUUCAUUUCAGAUGCUGUUCAAAAUGAGGAGGAUGAAUUCAUUCAGGCUUUUUUAAGGUUUAACUCUUUAGGCUCUUCUUUAAGUAAUUGUUCAAGUCCAACCAACAGGAGGAGAACACCAAACAGGAAGGCAAACUUUGGAAGUGUCAUUGUACAACAAAUAUUGGAAAAUUUUAUGGAAGGCAAAACAGAUUCUCUUGACAGCCUUACUCCUAACAUUAUUGCUGUUGAACAAUCUGACAAAGAUGAUGAUGAAAUUGAUUAUCCAAAUCCACUUACUGAUUUUUACAAUACCGUCACAUACACAAAAAUCCAUUUUGAAAAUGGGCCUAAAAUGGGUGGACAGCCAAACACUCUUUAUUUAUCAUUCAAAGAAAGCUCAAGAACUGGAUUGUAUGAAAUGCUAAAAAAUCAUUCAAUGCAAAGUAUCAGUAUGUGGUUUGUACCAAAGGAUCACCCAGAAGUACAAGUUGCUCUUCCACAAUUACUUCAUAUCAGUGAAAUUGGAAAUUAUGCUGGCCUCCAUUUUGUUACUUCGCCAGUUCUUACUCAUUUUGAGAGUGAUUUAGAGACUUGUAUUUUCUUGGUAAUUAAUAAUGAAAUAAUAGAUGGACUAGUUGACUAUACAUUUUUUGACACUUCCAAGGCAGCUCAAUCAAAUAAUAUUCAACCAAUAACUAGUUACAAUCCGGAAGAUAAUGGACAAAGCAUGAGAGGGGUUCAGUACACUACCCAACAAGGAGGUAAUACCCAAACAACUUCAAACUAUUCAAGCUUUGGUUACCAGUGGGACAACUCGGUUCUUAGUAAAUACUCCCCAGUUGUCACCAUAUUGAACAUUGGACAAUUUGCAAAACAACAAUACCAACAAUCUAAGGAUAAAUUUGAGAAUUUAGGUCAUUUCAUUGAAAAUUUCCAAAUGCAAUUCGGUAAAAUAAUUGACAUAUUUGGAUACAACUUUGCUGGAUUCCUCAAAUCCAAUGGAUUUGAGGUAGAAGGUGUCACAUUUGAAGAAGUGAUUUAUCCUGCUAGUUCCAGUGAACAAUUAGUAACAAUUAAACCAGCUGAGGUCCGAAAAGAAGAAAAGGUAUUUGGCGCAGAAGAGGCAACUGAUAUGAUUGUAAAAUCUAUUCAAAAUAGAAUUCCUUUAGAAGAUGAGAAGAUGAUUGAAAACUCUGUGCAAACAUUGGCACACAAAAAGAGCAGUGACCUUGAUACAAAACAAGCUGAAGAGUAUAUUGUCAUCAACACUGUUGUUCCAAAACACUUAGAAGCUAAUUACAAUCCAGGAAAACGUCACGCCAGAAAUGACAAAGUUCCAUAUCUCAAUCUCAAAUUUGUUAUAUACGAUGCUAAUGCACUUCCUUCCCAAGAUGCACAAAACAAUAUUCCAAAAUUGAAAGUGGCUCUUUUCUUUGCCAAGUUUGUUAUUUCUUUUGAUGACAAAACUCACUUGAUAGUUAUUGAAGAUCAAGAAAAGAAAGAAAAUUUCCUCUAUCAAACCUUCUAUGAUUGUAACAUUUACAAAGUUAGAAAGAAUGAAGAAAUUGAUAGCUUCCUUUAUAGAUUGGCUGAAUUCAACUGUGCAUGGAACUGUUCUCAAUUCUAUGAUGAAAAGAACAGCAAUACUGGACAUUAUGUCAUUUCAGUUUUGAAAUAUUUGAAGAUUUGGGAUCCAUCUGCACUUUGGGCUAAAUUUGCUAUCAAUGUAUGUGAAGGCAAACCACUUGAAAAACAUGUGACAAUUUAUCCAGACUUUUUCCACAUGGAUUCAAAGCAAAGUAUCCCAGCAAUGCUCACCGGUGCUAAAGCAGCAGAAUGUCCAAAAUUGAAGGAAACGAUAACAGGAUAUCUGAAACAAUCAUCAGACGCUCCAUUUAAAUAUCAUUUCAGCGGCUAUUCAGACGAUCCAGAGUUCGAAGCAAAAGCAGCCAGAACUGAAUUGGAAUUCAUGUGUGAAUUACUUCGUGAAUGUGGUGAAAGUUAUUUGAGAAAUAUGGAAGAUGGUGUUCGUGCUCAAAGAUUGUUAAAGAAAAUAAUGCAAACAAAUUACGGUCAAUCUCUCUCAAGUGACACAUGGCAACACUUGAAACAGUUAUCUGACAAGCAUAAUCAAACUUUCCACAAGCAGAUGUACAAUUUCACUAAUUUCUUCAAUCUCAUCAAGCCAACCCAGAAAUCGGAAUUUGUGGAAAAGGUAGCCAAAAAUGCUUGGACAAAUAUUCAAAGUGAACAUAUGCGAAUGGUUGAUUAAUAAAUCUAUUAAUACUCAACAAAUUAUCUC
This is a messenger RNA of Naegleria gruberi, 2778 nucleotides long. RefSeq lists its product as uncharacterized. The transcript has a single exon. The record is from RefSeq and is a predicted model, not a curated record. Bases 1 to 2748 code for a protein of 915 amino acids. NCBI's taxonomy places the organism in Eukaryota, Heterolobosea, Eutetramitea, Acrasida, Naegleriidae.